Messenger RNA from Meriones unguiculatus (Mongolian gerbil), 11486 nucleotides. RefSeq names its product leucyl and cystinyl aminopeptidase (gene Lnpep). Gene Ontology annotation, biological process: peptide catabolic process; proteolysis. Bases 245 to 3343 code for a protein of 1032 amino acids. Gene Ontology annotation, molecular function: metalloaminopeptidase activity; zinc ion binding; peptide binding. Gene Ontology annotation, cellular component: cytoplasm. The record is from RefSeq and is a predicted model, not a curated record. NCBI's taxonomy places the organism in Eukaryota, Metazoa, Chordata, Mammalia, Rodentia, Muridae. The transcript is spliced from 18 exons.
UGCUUAGCAUGGGUGAGGCCGUGUGCUUAAUCCCUACACUACUAAUGCUAUUAUCAAUAAUAAUAAUAGCAGUAUAUAGUUUUCUGAAAUUUACUGAUUUUUUUUUUUUAUUCCAUCUUGCCAAGUGCUCCAUGUUUCUUCUGCAGUUGUUUGCCUCAAAGUUCUGUAGAUGUGAGUUAGGCAAAAUUAGCUGAUGGUACUUUCAGUACCCUCCUUGACCUGUUACCUUCUCAUCCUAUGAAUUAUGAAGAGAAAGGUGAUAGAUUCUUCAGCCAUGAUGACUGAUCGACUUCAGCUUCCAAGGAAUAUGAUUGAAAAUAGCAUGUUUGAAGAAGAACCAGAUGUGGUAGAUUUAGCCAAAGAACCUUGUUUACAUCCUCUGGAACCUGAUGAAGUUGAAUAUGAGCCCCGGGGUUCAAGGCUGCUGGUGCGAGGUCUUGGUGAGCAUGAGAUGGAUGAGGAUGAAGAGGAUUAUGAGUCAUCUGCAAAGCUGCUGGGCAUGUCCUUCAUGAACAGAAGCUCAGGACUUCGGAACAGUGCAACGGGCUACAGGCAGAGUCCAGAUGGGACUUGUUCAGUACCCUCUGCCAGGACCUUAAUUAUCUGUGUUUUUGUCAUUGUGGUUGCUGUCUCUAUAAUCAUGGUGAUUUAUCUACUGCCUAGAUGUACCUUUACCAAAGAAGGCUGCCACAAAACAAACCAGUCAGCAGGCCUAAUCCAGCCAAUUGCCACAAAUGGGAAAUUGUUUCCAUGGGCACAAAUUAGGCUUCCCACUGCCGUCAUUCCUCAGCGCUAUGAACUCAGCCUACAUCCAAACCUAACAUCAAUGACAUUCAGGGGCUCUGUGACAAUUUCACUUCAGGCUCUUCAAGCCACAUGGAAUAUCAUUCUCCAUAGCACAGGACAUAAUAUUUCAAGAGUGACAUUUAUGUCAGCAGUUUCAAGUCAAGAAAAACAAGUUGAAUUCCUGGAAUACCCAUAUCAUGAACAAAUCGCUGUUGUGGCCCCUGAACCCCUUCUAGCAGGGCACAAUUAUACCUUGAAGAUAGAGUAUUCAGCAAAUAUAUCUAACUCUUACUAUGGGUUUUAUGGCAUCACCUACACAGAUACAAAUAACGAGAAAAAGUUCUUUGCAGCAACUCAGUUUGAACCUCUGGCAGCGAGAUCUGCUUUUCCUUGUUUUGAUGAACCAGCAUUUAAGGCCACUUUUAUCAUCAAGAUCACAAGGAACGAGCACCACACUGCGUUAUCAAAUAUGCCUAAGAAGUCAUCAGUCCCUGCAGAAGAAGGACUUAUCCAGGAUGAGUUUUCUGAAAGUGUGAAAAUGAGCACAUACCUGGUUGCUUUCAUUGUAGGGGAGAUGCGGAACCUGAGUCAGGAUGUAAAUGGAACCCUGGUUUCUAUAUAUGCUGUACCAGAAAAGAUUGAUCAAGUUCACCAUGCCUUGGACACAACUGUAAAGCUCCUUGAGUUUUACCAAAAUUACUUUGAAAUUCAAUACCCACUGAAGAAAUUAGAUUUGGUGGCCAUUCCUGACUUUGAAGCAGGAGCAAUGGAAAAUUGGGGCCUGCUUACAUUCCGAGAAGAGACACUUCUGUAUGACAAUACCACUUCUUCAGUAGCAGAUAGAAAACUGGUCACUAAAAUCAUUGCUCAUGAGCUGGCACAUCAGUGGUUUGGUAAUCUGGUUACAAUGCGGUGGUGGAAUGACCUAUGGCUAAAUGAAGGCUUUGCCACUUUCAUGGAGUACUUCUCUGUGGAAAAAAUAUUCAAAGAGCUUAAUAGUUAUGAAGACUUCUUAGAUGCUCGAUUUAAAACCAUGAGGAAAGAUUCCUUGAAUUCAUCUCAUCCAAUAUCAUCAUCUGUUCAGUCUUCAGAACAAAUAGAAGAGAUGUUUGAUUCUCUCUCUUAUUUUAAGGGAGCUUCUCUGUUGUUGAUGCUGAAAACUUACCUUAGUGAAGAUGUGUUUCAGCAUGCUAUCAUUCUUUACCUGCACAAUCACAGCUAUGCAUCCAUUCAAAGCGAUGAUCUCUGGGACAGCUUUAAUGAGGUCACAAACAAAACACUAGAUGUAAAGAAAAUGAUGAAAACUUGGACCCUACAGAAAGGAUUCCCAUUAGUGACCGUCCAGAGGAAGGGUACUGAGCUGCUUCUGAAACAAGAAAGAUUUUUUCUAAGCAAGCAACCAGAAAUUCAGGCUUCCGAUGAAAGCCACCUUUGGCAUAUUCCAAUAUCCUAUGUCACCGAUGGAAGAAACUAUUCAGAAUAUCGAUCAGUCUCACUACUGGACAAGAAAUCAGAUGUCAUCAGUCUCCCAGAACAAGUGCAGUGGGUCAAAGUCAAUGCAAACAUGACUGGCUAUUAUAUUGUUCACUAUGCUGAUGACGACUGGGCAGCUCUCAUCAGUCAGUUAAAAAGAAAUCCAUAUGUUUUAAGUGACAGAGACCGAGCCAACCUCAUCAAUAAUAUCUUUGAACUUGCAGGCCUUGGCAAAGUGUCUCUUAAAAUGGCAUUUAAUUUGAUUGACUAUCUUAAAAAUGAGACCCAUACUGCACCUAUCGCUGAAGCCCUGUACCAGACAGGCCUCAUCUAUAACCUCCUGGAAAAACUGGGACACAUGGACCUGGCCUCAAGAUUGGUGACCAGGGUAUAUAAAUUGCUCCAGAACCAAAUCCAGCAGCAGACUUGGACUGACGAGGGCAUGCCAUCCAUGCGAGAGCUUCGGUCAGCCUUACUGGAAUUUGCCUGUGCCCACAACCUAGAGAACUGUACCUCUAUGGCUACAAAGCUGUUUGACAAUUGGAUGGCAUCAAAUGGAACUCAGAGCCUGCCUACUGAUGUCAUGACCACUGUGUUCAAAGUUGGAGCAAGAACUGAGAAAGGCUGGUUGUUCCUGUUAAGAAUGUAUUCCUCCAUGGGCUCUGAAGCAGAAAAGAACAAAAUACUUGAAGCCCUUGCCAGCUCAGAGGAUGUACGGAAACUUCACUGGUUAAUGAAAAGUAGCCUUGAUGGUGAUAUCAUCCGGACACAGAAGCUGUCACUUAUCAUUAGAACAGUGGGCAGACACUUUCCUGGACACUUGCUAGCAUGGGAUUUUGUUAAAGAAAACUGGAGUAAGCUUGUACAUAAGUUCCAUCUGGGCUCCUACACCAUGCAAAGUAUCGUUGCUGGAUCUACUCACUUGUUUUCAACAAAGACACAUUUGUCUGAGGUCCAGGCAUUCUUUGAAAAUCAGUCAGAGGCAACCUUGCAGCUUCGGUGUGUCCAGGAGGCUUUGGAAGUUAUUCAGCUGAAUAUCCAGUGGAUGGCAAGGAAUCUGAAAACGCUGACGUGGUGGCUCUAGCACUCACAGCUGACCUUCUGAUGCCCACAGCUCUGCUGCUUUUGCAAAGGUUGAGGUGAAGGCAGGCCUGCUGCAGAGUUGUUUGCACUGUUAGGAGUUCUAGUUAGCUCAGGGCCCAACUGUAUUUUUUAUGUCCUUUCUGAAAAGUCUUUAGGCAGCAAAUAGUUAUUUAUUACAAAAUUAUAUUCACCUGUAUGCCAACCAUAUAUAAAAACAGUAAUUUUUCUUUGACAUACACAUGGAGAAAAAAGUCAGAUUUGAAGUUCUGCUGUAUUUCUUAGUGUCCAGAGUGUUACUGGCAUAGUGCAACCAAGGAAGGUCUGCUGAAGGAACAACUGUAGUUGUAGGUUGCUGAUUGGUCAGCAGUUUGUUGCUUCUUGCUGAUAGAUACACUGGAAUGUGGGCGCUAGCCUGGAAGAGUGCAGUAACAAAAGCAUUGAAGAUGCAGCUAUAGACAAGUGACCUCAGCUGUGGAUGUCUACCCUGACUAGUGUUCUUAAAUCCUAGUCUAUGUCUAUAGAAUAAUAUUUCGUACAGAAAAUUCUAUGGAAGUUUUCAUGUUUCUCUUAAGUUGAACAGCUGAAAAAACAGACUCAAAUUUUCAGUUUUCCAAAUAUCUAACACUUUUUGCUUCAUCUUUAUGGCACUGUGUAGGUUCUGAACUGAGUUAAUCUUAAUUAUUUUAUUCAGGAAUGCCAGUAUCCCCCAAUGGCGCGUACCUGGUUAGACUUCCUGCUGGAGAGGCUAUUCAUAAGCUGUGGCGAGCUUUCUGUUAAGCUGUUUUUGUCAUUACUUCCUCACCAAGAGUGUAACAAGCCAUGCCCUUUUCUCUGUGGAUCAUACCCAGGCGUGGGUUUUUACUUUAUGUUAAAGACUGUAUUCAAAGCAUUUCUUAAAUAGUGUCUUCAAGAAAUUAAAGCUUUUUAUUUUGAAGUUCACCAUAGUACCUUAAAGGGACAAUGAGAAUGUGGAACAGGAAUAAGUUGAAAAUAUGGUGGACUCUGGCUUCUUUUUUCACUGUUAAAAACAGUGCUUUUGUUUAGUUGAAAAAAUUAGAGGCUUUUUUUCUUUUAUCAUGGGCAAACUAUGUUAAACAAAGUAGCCAAGGAUCAAGCAAAGGAAAAGUGAGGGAGGGUGACUAGAGAGGGAUGCAGGUGUCUCCGCUCCUUCUGAAGGAGAAAUACUGUACUUGAAUUUUUUGAGCUAUGCAGACUUAUGCCUAGAUUGCUGUGUUUCUUUGAUUCUUAGGAGAAAAGUUUUCUUCUUAGUAACUCAUGAGAAUUCUGUAUUUUGUUUGAAAACAGUGUCCAUGUACAUAAAAGGGAAUUACUCAUUUGUGAACACUGAAAACACUCCACAGGGUCAGACCACAGAAAGGCCACUUUUUUUAUUCAGCUGUUGUAAAGUUAGAAUAUGUGGAGUUGUAUACAAAAUUAUAGUUUAUUUUAUGAGAAUAUUUUUAUAUAACAAAACUUUAAUGGCUGACAAGCUGAAAAAUAGCCUGCUUUAAUCCUAGUGUUUGAUCCCAGUUUUGUCUUUUAUAAACAUUUUUGUGUUUUUGAGUAGAAAAUGUUAUUCCUGAGAAUCACAGAAUCAUCUUGAUAUCUUAGUAAAAUAUGUAAUUGUAGAUCUUUAUUUCCCCGUGCUUUUGGUAAAUGAGUGAUAGUUCAGUUGAUACUGAAGGUUAGUGGGGUUUUGUAUUUUUAGAGUGAAGGAAAAAUACUCUUACAGGUUUUGAUUGCUCCUUUUUGGUUUUUUACCAUGUUGUAUUACUAAAUUCUACUUUGAUACAGAGUUUAACUUUUGCUACUUUUCAAGAUCAGUUCAAUCUUGAGAUUUACCUGCCCAUCUUGGCAUUGAUCCUAAAGACUUUGCAACUCUUCAUAUGGCAAAUCUUGUGUUAAAUAACACUUUUUUCCAUGGAUGAGUGUGAAUGUGUAUGGUGUGUGCUGUUGUAAAUAAAGCCUGAGGAAGGUGUGGGCCUAAAAAGAAGGAAUUCUUGAUCCAAUGGUAAAACAAGCUUUUCAUUCCCAGGACACUGGAGCCAUAAUAUUUUCAGUCUUACCUAUAACAUUCACCUCAAUGGUUUUUAAUUUUGGUAGGCUGCCUCUUAAUUCCCCCACAGAAUUGUGUAAAUUUUCGUGUUUUGGUAACCUUUUUAUGUGCAACUUCUUACAGCUAACUCAAAGUCAGGGCUGUAAGGCUGAGAAGUGGCCUUUAUAGUCUGAUAAAUGUACUGGUAGCAUUCAGAUUUUUCUCCUCUGAAGUAUAGUCCUGCACUCUGUACUUUUAAGAAGGAAGAUUGAAGCACAGGGUCAGCUUGUGGUUUGGGUGUAAGCACACCAAGACCUUACAUCACUGGGUAGCAGCUGAAUGAGCAUUCUGCUCACUACAAAGAAAGGGUAUAUUGAAUGUAAUUUGAAAGCUACAUCUUGAUUAUUAGGAAAGAUAGAAUUGGAAAUCUCGGUUUGUGGAAAAAAAUUGAUUUGGAGAUCUGAAAGUUUAUUAAAGUUAGGAAUUGGAGGAGACAAGUUUGCUCUACUAGUAUGAGUUUAGCUAUAAUAAAGUAGUGGCAAUUCCCUCCCCACCCACACGCUUGUGCCUUCUUCUGUCUCCUUUUAUUUGUUUUUUUAAAAUGAAAUUGUAUUUGUCGUUACUUCAGUGUUUACAGACUUUCUCGCUAUCACAGGUUCUUCUUAGCUGAUUUUCUUUGCCAUAUGUGUUUUUAUUUUAUUAGACUUUAGCUACCAUUAGAACAAAAGCUGCCAGUAGAGUCCUGGGUAUAAAAAAAGCCAGCUGCAUCAGGUUUACUGGGUACCAAACAAUCCUUUCUGAUUAUUGGGAAGCAAGAAAUUAAAAAUAGGUCUUGUGUUGUUGAAUGAUUGAUAGCCUGUUGUAGAGUUGAAUUUUAAAGAUGCUUACCUAAUCUAAAGCACCUGGAAUGAUAAUCUUCAGCCAGACUGCUGAGCACUUGCUUAUAAGACCAUAUGUUCUGUGGGUUCCAGAGAUGGCACGGUGCGUCUCAGGUGCACUGUUGCAGAGGACUGCAGUCCUGGGGCAGAGUUUACAUAGGAAUGGCUUGGUUUACAUAGGCCUCUAAGAAUUGGGAUCAUGGGUUUAAUGUAUAUAUUCUCACCUUUGCCUUACUUUUGUGUAUACAAGAUUAAUUCUCUUUUUUUGGAACUGUUCUGUCUCCUUAUAUUUGUAUUUCUUAAAACUCAGGUGUAUGUUUUUGCUGGGUUUUGUGUUCUUUGAUUUUGCUCUUAAAUUUCUGAAAUAUCAAAGAAGUACCAAAUAAAAAGUGGAGGUCCCAAAGUAUGACAAAUCUACUCUUUUUCCCCAUCCCUUAUUGCCUGGGUAGACAAUAAAUAGAAUAAGUGAUUGACUUUUAGAGGGUUUAUAGGAGCUUUUGAGGGGCUGAUACAUAAUUUUGAGCCAUACACAUGUAUUUUAUAUGCUUUUAUAUUUUAAGUUUUGUCUUGGUAAAGAGUGUUCAUCUUUCAUUUUCCCAUGUUGCCUGCUAUAGGAGUUAUAGAGUAAUUUGGUUUUAAUUUUUGAAAGGAGGGGAGCAAGGUAGCUUCUUUUAAAAGUGUAUGGAAAUAGUUUGCUGCUAUUUUGGACUUUCUUAUUGCCACCCUCGUUACAUUCUUCUUGUGGACAUGUACAUAAACCAUGCAAGGCCACACAGAUGUGUUGGCAAUAGGAGAAUGAUAGUAGUGCUUACUGUUUUGUUCCAGUCUUAGGAACUUAGGUUGUCUCUCAGCCUUUCAAGCUUUUUAUAAACGCAGUGUCACUUUUUAUAUUUCACUUAGACUGGUUUGUUUUCAUAGACACUUAAUUACCGUGUGAUUGAGUAUGGCAGAUGCUACCCUUUUUCUUGUUGCCUCCUAAGGCAAGAGCUGACUGUUUUGUUUGGGAGAGUGUGGAAGAGAGUAGAGUAGUGCUUCCUAUUGCUUUUUGUUACUAAUUCAUUUGGCCUUAUGCCCUUUAAAUGCAUGUGGAAAUACCUGGGGAAACAUGGAAGACUAGAUGUGAAGAGCCAGCACUUCUCAUCUUUUCCUGCCUGUUGAACAAAAGCUGUUCAUAGAGUGGGAGUGGAGUGUGGGAGACACAGGGAGGUGUAUGCAAUGUCUGGAUAUAUGUUUAUUUCUUACUGCUAUCUUGUAUUAAUUCACUGGGUGCUCAGAGUGGAAGGUACCCACUGUACUGUGGAGUUCAGAUGUAUAACAGUGUCCUCUUUCCCUUUCCAAUAUUGCCUGGGUGCAAUACUUUUGAAAGUAGUUUGAGUUAAUUGAAAUAGCUGGGUUUGGACUUAGGGUGGUCAUGGUUUGCUUGGUUGGUUUUUGCUAGGCAGGAAAAGUAGUUUGGGGGCAAGAGUAUAUAUACUUUUUAAGUGUAUGAACAUGUUGUUGCUGCAUUUUUACUUCCUUUGUUUCCCUGUCCUUUCCAUGAAUUUAUGAGGAAAGCUGGGAUCUCUGAGAAGCUUCUUCCUUCUCUUAGCAUUGGCUAUGCAGAGUGUUUAGUAGCACAGACCACGCUUAGGGGCUGCUCCGGGUUGAGGGGUGCCAUAGGGUUUCACUGUGUUUUGCUAUGUGCUUUGGCUUCUUGGUCACUGCAUUUUUUUUUUUUUUUUUUUUUUUUUUUUUUUUUUUUUUUUUUUUGGUGGGGGUGCCUGUCCUGAACUUGGACUUGUAGGUUUCUGAUGAACCAUGGAACUCUGAAUUUAGUGUCCUCCCACAGGCAGGUUUUUCUUUUCAGUUUUUUCCGUUAGCUUUAGUGGGGACUUAAGGGCAGGAGAUAUACUCUUUACAAAUAUAAAUAUGUGUAUAUAUAUAUAUUUUUUUUUCAUUUGGUACUGAAUCCCUUACAUGGGUGUCUAAGUACCUAAUGAGACGUGGAGGUCCGGAUGUAUGAAAACGUCCUCUUUCCCUUUUCCUCAUUGCCUCUGUGGGCAAUAGUUAUAGAGUAGCAUAGAUUUUCUAAUUCUGUUCCCCCAGAGGAACUUGAUAUAUAUAUAUAUGUAUGUGUGUGUAUGUAUAUACUUUAAAAUGUAAAUAUGAAUUUUUUAAUCUUUUUGUUGUUGUUACUUCUUUUGUACCUAAAUCUGUUUAUGGACACUUAGGUACAUAAGGAAUAUUGAGGUUCAUUCUAUGAAAAAUGUCCCCUUCCCCUUCCCUCAUUGCCUGUCUGGGCAAUGGCUUGUAGAGUAGUUGUGUAGCUUUGGCAUAGAGUAUGGAGUAAAAGAUUUCUGGGUUUUUACUUUUUGAAAUGUCUUUAAAAGAUUGCCAGUUAUUUCAGUUUUUCGCUCCCAGUCUGCUUUGAUGUUGUCUAAAGAAGCAAGAGUCUGUACCCAGAAGCGUGGAAUGUCUGUCCUUUACUCUAUCACUGUGCCAUACUGUAGUGUGUAAGUACUGUUAGGCUUGGCUUCUUGUUUUGUCUGUUUGUUUGUUGCUUAUAAUAUGCUUGUUAGAAAAUGAUUGUAUAUGCCUUGUGGUGUUAAGUUCAUUUUGAACCUGGUCCUUGGUGUGACUAUUUUUUAAUAUGUACUUAAUGAACACUGAGAUUGAUUCUAUGAAAACUCUCCCCAAUCCCUAUCCCUCAUUGCCUGGUAGGCAGUGGUAGACUAGAUGUUUUACUUACUUAUCUUUUGUUUGUUGGGGGGGGUGUUCUGGGUGUGUGUAUAUAUAUAUAUACAUAUUUUUUAAGUAUAUAAAUAAUUGGUACUUUCUAUAUGUUAUUCCACAUAGCACCAGUUGUUUGCUGGGAUUUGUAGAUAUAUAAUGAAACAUUGAGGUCCAGCGUAUGAUAACUCUAUCCUGCUCCCUUUUCCUUGUUGCCUACAAAGGCAAUACUUUUAUAACCUGUUUGGUGUUUUUUUGGGGGGGUGGAAUUGCUUAGGUGGGUAGUGGUUGGGGAAAGGGAUGAGUGCAUGAUUUUAAAAUAUAUUUUUUCACGGUACUGAUUAGGCCCAUAGUCCUUUGCAUGGAUAAAUGGGCACCUAGUCAAAAUUAAGGGUCAGUGUAAGACAGAUCUCCUAUUCUCCCCCUCCCCUAUGCCUGUAUUGGCAAUAGUUAGUAGAGCACUUGUGUGUUACUUACUUAAUUGUUUUGGAUUUAUAUUUUUGAUAGUAGAUUUCUUAAUAUAAAGUUUUCUUUAUUUCAUUUUGUAUUCUGUCCUUUGCCUAACUGUAAAGGACAUAAUGAAAAUUAGUUUCAUAAUAUAACAGGGCACAUCUUUUCAUACAUAGUUCCUUACUUAGCAGUAGGUAGUACGGUUGUUUUCUGUUUAUUUCUGGUUGUUCUCUGGAUAUAUAUCUUUUAAGAUGCAAAUAUAUAUGCAUGCAUAUUUAAUUUUCUCUCUUUCCCUCGUCAUUUCCCUUUAAUACUUUUUCCCUUGAAGGUUUCUACAUGCACCUAGGAAAAAGUAAAGGUUCCUUACAUCUUAGGUAUCUGACUGGAAUUGUAGCCCUACGAUUCCAUGUCUGAUGUGGCAGUGGGCAUGCAGCAAAUAAGGUGGGAGAAGACACUCAGAUGUGGCUGUACUGUGGAAACUAACUAGAGCCAGCAUUUCCAUAAAACCAAAAAACAGAAGAACAGACGGAAGUGCUGAGUAAAGUUGUAUUUUGAUGGAGGUGUGCUAUUGAAGCUUAUGACCAGGAUCAGUGUUUCCUACAACUGACUUGAAGAGCCCUUAGGAGUAGUCUUACUGUGAGGCCUGGAGUUCAGAGUUCUCUUCAGAGUUCUGUUGAAUCUUCUCGAGUACCCAGGAGAAGUCAUUGUGAUUCUUAGAAUGGAUCAUCUGAAUGACUGCUGCUCCGCUGGUGACUGACAGACAACAUGGUCCCAAAAGAAUUUCAGGGGCAAGCCUUUCUAUCUUAGAAUAUCUUCAUGCGGCAGGGCACACUGGCCCUUUCUUACCCAGAACUCUUUGGUGUGGCUGCAUCUCUCUCCCCAGUUCUCUCUUAACUGAACCAUUCCUGUUCUGUUUUGCCUUUGCCUUCAGUGCCUUCAUUGUUGUUAGAUGCUAUCUUAAGUUGCACUCACAAAUUUAAGCUAAUGCUGCUUUCUCAUUAGCUUUGUGACUCUGUGCAUUUCUUGUACCCGAGCCUCUAUGUUGCUCUCAGAAUUCUUAUAUUUCACAUUGUCUCUUUAUCCACCACAUGGUAAAUGUUACAACUACACAUUUGUCUACAUUAGAGAAAAUGCAUGUGAAAACUUCCUGUCCUUCCAGCAUCUUAGCUUGUUUUCACAUUUUUACUGGUACUCCAUGAGGAAGAUUUCCCAUAUCCAUUUAAGAAACACUGAGUGAUAGAUAGGACUCCUAGAAAUUCUCAAAGACAUUAUUUAGCAUAUCAAACUCUCAGGAAUGUGUUGGAAAAUUAGCCUAGUAACAUUGCUGUUACUUAUACCUGCUGCUGUAGGAAAAAGUUUAUUCAUGACACAUUUACCUUUGAUCAUAAAUAAAAGAGAAAGGGCCACCUUUUUGGAGUUAGUCAUGGUAGUCAUUAGUGAUAUUUUUGAACCGUUUUUAAUUUGAAAUACUUCAAAGGAAGUAAAGGUCAUGGCUUAGCUCAAAAAAAAAAAAAAUGCUCCAGAAGUUGGGCUGUAUAAAUCAUCAGUACAAUAAUAUCCUUUGUGUGUGUGUGUGUGUGUGUGUGUGUGUGUGUGUGUGUGUAUGAAAUGAGAAUUGCCACAUAAUUGGAGCAUUUGCAUUCAUCAGCCAAUCACUCUGAGUCAAACUGUAGUCGGCUGUCUUGAUUAAAGCCAAGUGUUCCUUGUGGUUGGGAGGAAGAGUCUCUUUCUUGCAAAUACUUUGGAAAGUGAUUACUUGGAAAUUUACAAAGGUAUUACCUUUUUUUUUUUUUUUUUAUUUAAACACCAGUAGAAACCUUCAGUUUAUUCAGUCUGAGUUUGCGGGUAGAAUUCUAAAUCUGUAUUCUAAUCCGUCUUUUGUGGAAAUUUUUGAAGAUAGUAUGUUUAAAUAUUGUAUAUGCAAAUUGUAUUGUUUUACUUGUAAAGGGAAAAUGCUUAUUUUUCUUUGUACUUGUUUUGCAUAUGACCAGCACUGAUUGAACAGCAUGUUUAACUGCAAACACUGUUGCUUUCUUUGUAAAAUGAAAAUAAAAGUAUUUAAAUACAAAUAA